AUGGCAGCAAUAUUGUUCUCCUGCCUAUUGCUGGGCAGUUCGGCCUGGGGAAAUGUCAAUCACCAGAACAGCACAUACACCAACCCAAUUCUACCCGGCUUUCAUCCCGACCCCAGUUGUAUAUUUGUUCCAUCGUGGGACAAUACCUACUUCUGUGCGUCGAGCAGCUUUAAUGUCUUUCCUGGGAUACCCAUUCACGCCUCCAAGGACUUGCGGAAUUGGAAACUGAUUGGAAAUGCUAUCUCCAGGCCGGAGAUGCUGCCCAAGUUGGCAACCACAAUCAAGGAUACAAGUGGCGUAUGGGCGCCGACACUUAGAUACCAUGAUGAAAGCAGCGACAGUAAUAUGAACAGAAGCGAUCAUGGCAAAGGUAGAUUUUGGAUCAGUACAACGCUUGUGUUUGAUGAUUUAGCUGCCGACAAUGAAUCCCGUUGGGAUAAUUUUGUCAUAAGCACCGAUGACCCGUUCAAAUCAGAUAGCUGGACGGAUCCCGUGCAUUUCGACUUUGGUGGCUACGAUACCUCGUUAUUUUGGGAUGAUGAUGAACAGGUCUAUGUAACCGGAAGCCAUGAAUAUAAAGUCUGGCCUGGGGUACAAACUGCCACGAUUAAUCUGCAGACAGGCGAAACAGGAACUUGGUUGAAUCCCUGGAAUGGCACGGGAGGCCUAGCACCAGAGGGCCCACAUCUAUAUAAGAAAGACGAUUAUUACUACCUACUGCUCGCAGAAGGUGGCACAGGAGAAGGACAUAUGGUCACCAUGGCGCGGUCGAGGAAUAUCAACGGACCUUAUGAGCCCGCGCCCCAUAAUCCUGUACUCACAAACGCCAACACAACUGCUUUCUUCCAAGCCGUGGGCCACGCCGAUCUGUUCCAGGAUGUGCAUGGUAGCUGGUGGGCAGUCGCCUUAUCAACGCGCUCUGGACCUGAUUCUAAAAAUUAUCCGAUGGGAAGAGAGACGGUGCUAACCCCCGUUACUUGGGAAAAGGCCGAGUGGCCAAUCUUUCAAAGUGUUAGCGGGAUCAUCAACGGAUGGGGACUUCCUUCAGACCCAGUCCUUGUCUCUGACGGUGAAGGCCCUUAUGUCGAUAACCCUGAUCAUCUUACCUUCCCGCCGAACUCUACGUUGCCAUUGCAUCUGAUACAUUGGCGACUACCAACACCCGAUACCUACCUCGUAUCACCGCCAGGAUCUGAGAAUUCCCUGGUACUUCGUUCCUCAGUACUCAAUCUAACCUCUACCGAUGGACUAUCCACAGGCGGUCAGGGCCAGACUUUUAUUGGCCGACGACAAACUGACAGUCUUUUCACGUAUCAAGUAGACAUCAACGCUGCCAAUCUGCGAGCCCAUGAAGACGAAGUGGGCGUCAGCGUAUUUCUGACAGAAGCCUACCAUUUCGAUCUGGGUAUCGUCCUUCUUCCACAAGCAAACAAUACUGACACGUUUACUGAGUUGGCACCCUUUUUCCGUUUUCGUGGAAUGUCAGGCUAUUCUCUCCCAGAGACUGUGUUCCCAUUCCCACCGGAUAUGUCUAUCGAUACACCGAUCACGCUGGAAGUCAAAGCGUUUAACUGGACACACUACUCAUUUGCCGCGGGUCCGGGCGAGGCGAGGCAUCUCAUGCAGACAUACGGGGUCGCGCGUGGAGAGCAGUUAAGUGCAGGCUUUACGGGGACCUUACUUGGACCUUAUGCCACGACGAAUGGUAGGGAGGGAAGUGUGAACGGGGAUUUUGAGGUGGCGGUUGGUAACUGGACGUAUUUACCACAAGGGCAGAUUAUCAAUUAG
Aspergillus caelatus is the source of this 1788-nucleotide messenger RNA. RefSeq names its product glycosyl hydrolase. NCBI's taxonomy places the organism in Eukaryota, Fungi, Ascomycota, Eurotiomycetes, Eurotiales, Aspergillaceae. The coding region runs from base 1 to 1788 and encodes 595 amino acids. Gene Ontology annotation, molecular function: hydrolase activity, hydrolyzing O-glycosyl compounds. The transcript has a single exon. Gene Ontology annotation, biological process: carbohydrate metabolic process. The record is from RefSeq and is a predicted model, not a curated record.